Molecule: messenger RNA, 387 nt
Organism: Arctia plantaginis
Lineage: Eukaryota; Metazoa; Arthropoda; Insecta; Lepidoptera; Erebidae
Source: the annotation of a GenBank genome assembly
AUGGUUUUCAGGGGGUGUGCUUCUGAGUGCGCAGUAUUGGGCGUGGUGUCGUCCCGCCCAACGGCAGUCGGACAAGACGAGCUCCCGUCAUUCUUGGCAAGGCACGGCGCCGCGCGGACAUGGCGCCGUUAUUGCGCCCGCCGGCACGCAAGGUGUGGCGGCUUCUGGACGUUGGGCAGUAGGAUGUCUCUGAAGACGCCUACGCCGGGCGUCGGCGAGCGCGAGACAUGGGGCAAGAAGGUGGACUUCCUACUGUCCGUCAUCGGGUUCGCUGUCGACCUCGCCAACGUCUGGCGAUUCCCCUAUCUCUGCUACAAGAAUGGGGGCGGUGAGUAUUUAUAUCAUAAUGUUAAUACAUACUAUCUGUUUCCUAUAAAAUAUGGAUGA